Messenger RNA from Lycium barbarum (goji berry), 1047 nucleotides. RefSeq lists its product as uncharacterized. Bases 1 to 1047 code for a protein of 348 amino acids. NCBI's taxonomy places the organism in Eukaryota, Viridiplantae, Streptophyta, Magnoliopsida, Solanales, Solanaceae. The transcript has 3 exons. The record is from RefSeq and is a predicted model, not a curated record.
AUGGAAACAGAAAGGGAUGUUAAUGCUCCUAAUGGAACUGCAACUGUUGGUGCGACUGUUGGUACUACUAUUGGCGGGACUGUUGGGCCGACAAAUGUUGCAUCGUCAAGCCAUCCAACUAUUGCACACGCGAUGGCACCGACAGAGAAACCAGGGAAGUUUUCUAGUAUCAACUUCAAAGGAUGGCAGCAAAGAAUGUUCUUUUGGCUGACUACUCUUGGCAUGCAGAAGUUCACAAAUGAAAAUCCUUCUGUUACUAAAGAAGGAAUGCAUGAAAACCAGCGCUUUAUGAUUACGGAGGCUUGGAAGCAUGCAGAUUUUUUGUGCAAAGGAUAUAUCCUUAGUGCAUUAGAUGAUGAUCUGUAUAAUGUCUACAGUUCUGCCAAAACUUCAAAAGAAUUAUGGCUUGCACUCGAAAAGAAGUAUAAAACUGAAGAUGCAUGCUUGAAACAAUUCGUGGUUGCCAAGUUUCUUGACUACAAGAUGACAGACAGUAUGGUGAUCAACGAGGUAUUUCAAGUGGCUGUUGUGAUUGAGAAGUUGCCUCCUUCAUGGAGAGACUUCAAGAACUAUCUAAAACACAAGCGUAAGGAAAUGUCGCUGGAAGAUCUUGUGAUUCGCUUGAAUAUUGAGGAAGAUAAUAAAGUUGCUGAAAAGAAGUCGCGUGGAAAUUCAACGAUUAUCGGAGCAAACAUCGUUAAAGAAGCUACUCUAAAGAAUAAGAAAAGGAAGAAACCUUGUGGAAAGAGACAAGCCAAUAUGGUGGAGAAGAAUGAUGACAUGGAUGAUCUGUGUGCAAUGCUGUCGGAGUGCAAUUUGGUUGGAAACCCAAAGGAGUGGCGGCUUGAUUCUGGUGCCACUCGACAUGUUUGCGCUGUAAAAGAAGCAUUUGCAACCUACGCUCUCGCUGGACCCGAAGAAGAACUGUUUGUGGGAAAUACUGCAACAACCAAGGUUGAAGGAUAUGGGAAGAUACUUCUGAAGAUGACUUCCGGCUACUCGUCAAAAACGGGUUUAAGUGCGUGCUGGUUAGUGAAAAAAUUAUAA